This is a messenger RNA of Guyanagaster necrorhizus, 2551 nucleotides long. RefSeq lists its product as uncharacterized. Lineage: Eukaryota; Fungi; Basidiomycota; Agaricomycetes; Agaricales; Physalacriaceae. Gene Ontology annotation, molecular function: protein binding. Gene Ontology annotation, cellular component: cytoplasm. Bases 101 to 2413 code for a protein of 770 amino acids. The record is from RefSeq and is a predicted model, not a curated record. The transcript has 2 exons.
GUUACUCAAUGUGGUCCAUAUCGUCGUAGUUCCUCAUGUAUUGAUGUCGCUGGCCCAUCCACUUCCCAGCAUUAUUUUCUCAUUCUAGACAGCCAAUACAAUGGCUCUCGAACAAGGCGAUGACUACAUUCGACGCAUAGCCAGCUUCAUCCGUAAUAAUGAAAAGAACCUGGCCGAAGCUGGAUUUGUUCGCAGACGUCGACCUCGCCAGCCUGCUCAGGAUACAGUUUCUCUCUUCAACCCACUAGGAUGGUUUGGCGUUGACCCUGCCGCUGCAUCCCCAGUCAAACCCAUCAUUCUAUCCAUCGACACCCACCAUCUCUUCUAUCUCCUCAUGCGCAUAGAGGCCCUUGGUAUCGAUAUUGGCACCCUGGAUGUCCGUGUCGAUGCUCCUUCCAGGCCAAUGAGUUACAGAAACCUCUUCCCCGAUACCGACAAAUCUGAAACCCUUUCCCUGGCUUCAUUUCGCUCCUCUCUGUCCGCUGUAUCAGCCUUUUCUCUUGGGGGUGGAUGGUGGGGGAAACCGGAACCAUUGACCCUCGAAUCUGAGCUCAAAUAUAUCUACAGCAGUUUCACCAAGCUACCCGCCUUAUCCGUCACUGCCCCGGGCCGGAAAAUCAUCUCCGAGCUCGCAAACGAGUCUUCUAAUGAAAAUGCUAUCCCCCUCAAUUCAUUCAAGAACUUGCAGAGUUUGGAGUGUGCUGAUAUCGAUCCUCGUGCAUUGCUUGGGUGGGAUCGGCUUGCUGAAAGUCUGUGCAGUUUGAAGAUAAAGAAGAGUGGGCUUGAGGACAUAUCAGACAUUUUCAUCGGGGCGGUACUUGACGACCAAGCUAGAAGAGAUGGAAGCACCAGUAGGAAGCGGCAUAGAAGGAUCCCUCGUGGGCCGGAACGAAGGACAUCUUUCUAUUCCACUCAGUUGCCAAACUCCGUGCCUGAGGACGAGGGCGGUGAGAACCCUAACCAUGAAGUUUCUUCUGAGCCUCACAGUGGUACUAUCACGCCGCCGCCCCAGCUUUCCUCCCUUAAAUGGGCUUUUCUUAAACAUCUAUCCCUUGCCGACAAUGCCUUGGCCUUCUUUCCAGCGGAAUUAAUACCCCAUCUUACAUCUUUGGUCCACUUGGAUUUGUCCUCAAAUCUUCUUGUAUCCAUCCCCUCUGGCCUCGGUUCCCUUUACAAUCUUGUCUCCCUCAAUCUCUCGGAUAACAUGAUCGACUCUGUUCUUGGUAUUUAUCACAAUUUAGGGCAAGUUCUUCAUUUGAACCUUGCUCAUAAUCGUCUCGAAUCGAUAUGUGGGUUGGAGCGAUUGCAUGGGUUGGAGCGUGUCGACUUACGUCACAACUCCCUUGACGAUUGUGCAGAGAUCGGAAGGUUGGCACCUCUACCUAACAUUACCGAAGUCUGGGUAGAAGGCAAUCCCUUUACAGAGGAUGAAGGAUACAGGAUCUCCUGUUUUGACUUCUUCUGGAAAGAAGGGAAGAGCAUUAUCCUUGACGGAUCGUUUCCUAGCUUUUACGAGAAACGGAACCUAACUAUGCCACCCCCAGAGCAAAUGUCAUCGUCUCGUCCACUGUCCGUAGUACACUCGCCACCGACUGUUGCUGUUGGCCAUGCCCACCCUCAUUCUCAUCAUUCAUCGCCUAACACAGCACCUCGCAUUGAAAAACAAUCAUCACCUUCUACUUCAACCCCUGUUUCUCCACAUCUUGCCCCCAUAGGAGCUGUAGGUGUCGGAGGGAAGGCACGUCGGAAAAAAGUGAAACGGAUAGUCGAUCUAGACGGGGACAUUAGUGAUGGUAGCACGGCGAGCUUCUCUCAUCGGCGCACUCGAUCUGAUGGGUCGAGUAAGGCGAAGGCCAAAUCCAAGAAGCUUAGAGACACAAACCCUUUCGGCCCGACGAAGCAAUGGAGUCAGAUUGAAACACUCUUGGAGAAAGAGGAGGGUCAAACCGUGGCAGGAGAUAAUAUUAACCUCAAUCCCCAUCCUGAGGAGGCACAAUCAUCGAGCGUACAGGCUUCACCACAGCGGCCCACUCGCCCAUCAAGGCACAGUCGCCAUCACACUGAGCUGGCUCCAGUCUCUCCAGCCGAAUCAUUUGGUUUCCCGGAUGUUCUUGCAACAACACAAUCCAAGUCUCUCAACUCCAUCACCUCACAGUCUCUUCGGCGGACACGCGAGCCACAGACACUGUCUUUCAAAUCGGCAGUACGUCGUGCCCGUGUCACUGCGUCUGUAUAUGAACCUGCUACCUUGGGUUCAGAUAGAGAGGAGGUCAGCGGGGAGGAGAUCAAGGAUAACGCAGAUGCUUACAGGCGCAGGAUUGAGGCAUUGAAGAAGGAUAUGGGUGACGGGUGGUUGAAGGUCUUUAGUCAAACGCAGAUGAAAGCCAUGACUCCACCUUCUUUGCAGCACUAGCAAUCGUUUUCUCUUAUUCACCUGGAACACAGCAGCACUUUGGAUUUUGCCAUUCCUUUGUACUAAUACAUGACUAUCUAUCUAUUCACAGUAAUCUGGUAUACCUAUUAAUUACCCAGAAUGGUGUUGGGCAGCCAG